Molecule: messenger RNA, 795 nt
Organism: Phaethon lepturus (White-tailed tropicbird)
Lineage: Eukaryota; Metazoa; Chordata; Aves; Phaethontiformes; Phaethontidae
Gene: IL10
Product: interleukin 10
Exons: 3
Biological process (GO): immune response
Cellular component (GO): extracellular region
Molecular function (GO): cytokine activity
Source: RefSeq, a predicted model, not a curated record
UCAAGAGAACAGGAAACCCAAGUUGACGGGAAACCCAAGUGACAUUUGGUUUUAAUGAAUGUCUUAAAACCCCAAUAUUGCUCGCCAGGAAAUGGGGAGAGGAAAUUCAGUGAUGUUUUGAGAGUAUAAAUUAGGGGCUCCAUCAAGGUGAAGGCUGCAGAUCGGCUUUUUACCCUCCUGCGAAGUUCAGCAGAGAGCUGGACGGGGAGGAAAGCAGCUGGUUUUCACAGGAUGCAAACCUGCUCAGCCCUGGUCUUGCUGCUCCUGGCUGCCAGCACCCUGCCUGCCCGGUGCUCGCCCGCCGAGCCCGGCUGCCUCCACUUCUCGGAGACCCUGCCUGCAAAGCUCAAAGAGCUGAGGAUCAAGUUCGAGGAAAUUAAGGACUAUUUUCAAUCGAAAGAUGAUGAACUUAGCAUCCAGUUGCUCAGCUCCGAACUGCUGGACGAAUUUAAGGGGAGCUUCGGCUGCCAGUCGGUGUCGGAGAUGAUGCGGUUCUACAUGGAGGAGGUCCUGCCCAGCGCCAUGAGGACCAGCACGCACCACCAGCAGAGCAUGGGCGACCUGGGCAACCUGCUGCUGAGCCUGAAGGCAACGAUGAGGCGCUGUGUGAGUGGGGCUCCGCGCCACGGCGGGCUCGCCCAGGGGAGCUUCGGCUGCCAGUCGGUGUCGGAGAUGAUGCGGUUCUACAUGGAGGAGGUCCUGCCCAGCGCCAUGAGGACCAGCACGCACCACCAGCAGAGCAUGGGCGACCUGGGCAACCUGCUGCUGAGCCUGAAGGCAACGAUGAGGCGCUGU